AUGGUCGGGACCCUAACAUGUUUUCAUAUCCUAACCACAAAUUUUACAGGAAACGAUACGAAAGCUAUGCUGAACAACAAAGGGCCACGCUACAAGAGGAGUACUUUGGAACGACUGACGAAUUUGGACAUCAUAUGGUGCGUUGUGAUCCUUCUAGCACUAUGUAUCACCGGUGCAGUGCUUUCAGGAGUGUGGAUGCGAAGUUUUUCUUUGCCGUACAAGGUGCCGUUCUUCACAUGGUCUGAAAUGCCAGGCGGCACGGAAUUUCGUCCGUCCUUUGAAAGUUUUUGGAAUUUCUGGUCUUUUAUCAUUGUUUUACAGGUUCUCAUUCCGAUCUCACUUUAUGUUUCUAUUGAAUUUAUCAAAGUUGGGCAAGUAUGGUUGAUUUCUCAAGAUCUAAAUAUGUAUUACGAGAAGGUCGAUAAACGGGUGCAGUGCAGGGCUUUAAACAUCCCUGAAGAACUUGGGCAAGUACAAUACAUCAUGUCAGAUAAGACGGGGACACUUACGGAGAAUCAGGUA
This is a messenger RNA of Cylicostephanus goldi, 522 nucleotides long. Lineage: Eukaryota; Metazoa; Nematoda; Chromadorea; Rhabditida; Strongylidae. The record is from the annotation of a GenBank genome assembly.